Scatophagus argus is the source of this 4863-nucleotide messenger RNA. RefSeq names its product phosphoinositide 3-kinase regulatory subunit 5-like. The record is from RefSeq and is a predicted model, not a curated record. Gene Ontology annotation, molecular function: 1-phosphatidylinositol-3-kinase regulator activity. The coding region runs from base 1568 to 4204 and encodes 878 amino acids. Lineage: Eukaryota; Metazoa; Chordata; Actinopteri; Scatophagidae. The transcript is spliced from 17 exons. Gene Ontology annotation, cellular component: phosphatidylinositol 3-kinase complex, class IB. Gene Ontology annotation, biological process: G protein-coupled receptor signaling pathway; positive regulation of MAP kinase activity.
ACCCCGCCUCUCGCCCGUAGUCAGCUGGGAUAGGCUCCAGCUCCCCCGCGACCCUGACGGAUAAGCGGUAUAGAAAAUGGAUGGAUGGAUAUUUUGUUUGCCUUUGGUCUCUACUUUUCCGUCUCUCUUCUUCAGGCUACACCAGUAAGUAUGACUAGUUAAAUGCAUGAGAUUGAAUAUUUCCAUUAUGGCAGGGAGGAGCAGUAAUUUGAAGGAUCUUAAACUAAAUGCAGGCUAUAUGUUAUUAAACUUACAGUCCUCCGUCACCUCAGUUCCAGCACCACCUCUCUGAUGACCUGUUGACUUCACAACCCUCUGUGUAUAUUAGCUACUGGCACUAGAUGAUCGGUGAAAAGUACUGCCUUGUCCUCAUCUGAACUUAAAAAACAUACAUCAGAGGAAGUGAGGAUGAAAAGUUAGUGUGAGAAAAGGCACAUGUGGCAUGCAAGUGAAACUCUGAAGGCUGCUGCCACUUGGAGUAGUUAUGCAAAGUUGAACAAACCAACAUAAACACUGUCGGUCCAAUUAUACGAAAAAAAAUGUUAGAAUAAAAGAGUUGGGAGCCACUGUUCUAUUACAAGACUGUGAAUGGAUGCAGAAAGCAGUCAAAGGAUUUGUUUGUUUUACAUUUCAUGCUUCCCGGAAGGCCUUUUCCUGUUUUGAUGGGCACAGGUGACCCCAGUUUCCCAGCCCUGUCAUUACACACAUUAUUCCGUUCUGCCCACCGUGACACAUCUGCCACAGCUGGACACAAUUACAGCUUCUGUAUGCACUUUGACAUCCCGGAGGAUAAAUAUAGCCUACUUAGGGGAUCCAGGGAAAUGUCUGGUUAAAUUUGUGAAUUAUUAUUUUCAAACUAAUCACAGUAUGAACCGAAACAGGCCCUACCUUCCAAAAAUAUGCUCACAUUUCUAAAUGUUUAAUUACCAUCAAUGAAAGUGUCCAUUUCAUCGUGCUGUUGUUGCCUGUUUCAGUUGUUGCCGUCAAUUACCGAGCACCCUAACCACAGGUGACGUAAGCAAAUUCCAGAAAUGCUGUGUUUUGUUAUCAGCUGUCAUACUUUAAAAAAUUUGACUCUUCUAUCUUACCUAUAAAGCACUUUCAUAUUGUCUUUGCUAAGUUAAUAAGUCAUUCAUACUGUAGGUAAUCAAGUAGGAAGUUGUUCUUUUUCAGAUUCGUUUCCAUUACACUUUUGAGUCAUAUGAAAUCCGAAGUCAGCAGCUGAAUUUAAGAAUGAAAAAGUAGAAGUUGUGGUUUAUGUUUUCGACCGGCUCUUGCCCGGUCCACUCACAAAGCAGUGAGUCACAGACUUGGUAGGAAGUGGCAGGCUGUAUUUUCUUCCCUGACGUCUGUGCUGUGGUCAUUUGUGUUUGCAUCUCUGUUGAAUCUUUCACUGUGGACUGUGCUUGAUUGUUUCUGGAAGGGAACAAUAAUGAUCAUAAUGUGUUGGCAAGAGCAAUAACAGGAAGUUUGGACUGCCGAAGAGACAUUAUUACCGGAACGCAAUAAUAGGGUGUUACUCUUGUUAUUUUGGGAUUUCCUGCUAGUUAAUCUUCUCUAUUUGUGUAUGGAUGUUGGGAUGCCUCUACAGAAGAGGAUGCAGAAGACAGAGCAGAGUUCGUGUACAGAGGACCGAAUCCAGCAUGUCCUUGAACGUUGCCUCUGUGACCUCGGUCUUGACACUCCUGACAAACAACUCUGGAACGCCGGCUUGUGCAUAAACCGCUGGUGUUUGGAGGAACUUGUGAAGAGAGAUCCCCACAACUUCCUCAUCCUUCUACAGAAAAUACUGAGGAAAACAAAACAGGUACUAGAGCAAAGUCUGUAUGAACUGGUGGUGCCCCUCACGCUCUUGUUCUCUUCAACCCUCCUAAAAGCUCCUCGUGUGGCUCCAGACUGCGGCAUCCUGCAGGAGGCCUACCUGUUGUUCCAUAGUUUCCUGGCCUGGCCUGAGCCGUGUUCCUCUGCCAGUAAACGCCUGCUGAAUAUCAUCCAGCAGGAGCUCAGAGCCCCAGGUAUUUCAUUUCAGAGACUGGUAAGAACUGAGCAGGGUGUUUCCCCUGACACUCACAGCUCUAAAACCAUUACAGUGCUGUUAGUGAGCCCAGAUGAGGACGUCCCUCCAGAGGUCCAGUCUGUCUCCGAACAGCUGAGUAGCACUCAGCACUCCAGCAGAGACGUCACUAUCAUCCUCAUCCUUCACAGCUUACAGGCUGCUCUGGGCACCAAACACGACCUUCAGGCACUCCACACAGCCCUGCUGGCAAAGCGGCCUGAGGAGCUGAAGCAGCUCAUGGAGGCAGUGACGGACAGCAUGGAGACAGCAGCCUCUACAGCAGAUCUCAGCACAGCUAGACAAGGUCUGCUACACAGCAUGGAGAGGCUCAGAGCAAGCCUUGCUGCUCCUGCUCCUGCUCCUGCUGAUUGUUGCCAGGAUACUGGGACUGUUGAGACUUUGAUGCUCCCCUUCCCCAAAUGUCACACGUGCUCCUGGGAAAACGAUACCUUUGAUUUUCUGAAUCACAUUCUCACAGGCCAGUCCGACCUGGACUCAUUUGCAGACUGUUUCCUGAAAAUAGAAAUAGACGAGGAUGAUAAUAAUGACAUCAGUGUGGACGAGGAGGAACAUGAGUUUCAAAACCAUCGUAUCUCCACUGCCUCUUCUUCCCCGACGGAGUUCAGCUACUCCCUGUCUUCCAGCUGGUCUGCAUUCUCUACGCCAUCUGGCUCAUCAGGUGUGGAAAGUGACUUUAGCGAGGAGACAACACAGGAGGACACGGAGGAAGGACAAGAUAGCCAACCAAGGCUUCGAAGAAAACCCAAAAAGAAGUCCAGAUCCCUCCUAGGCAUUGAACGCUUGUCCUUGCUUUUUAAGAAUCCCCGCAGCCCAAACAUUUGCCGCCGUGCCCAGAGUAUGGCCUUCCGGGCGGAUUUUAGCAAAGACUUUCAAAAAACUGGGGCACAGUUCAAACCUUCCAGGUCCACAUGCAAACAAGUUCAUCCUCUGCAUGGGUCCACUGCCGCCCUGGAUCCUCUUUCCCCCAAGAAGCAUAUGUGUGUCCGCAGGAGGCCGAUCCUGAGCUGCAAUGAAGGUGAUGUGGCAGAAGUACCUACUACCCUGGUCAAAGUGGUGGUCUUUGGAGGUGACCGAGAGGCUGGCAGGCUGGCCAGGGCAUACAGCGACCUGCAGCAGAAAGAGAGCAAAUGUCCACGACUGACCAAGAUAUGUAAACUGCAGUUUUACUUUGUUCCCACCAAAAGGAAAACAAUAGGAAGCUUACAGACUGAAGGGCAGAUAGGAAGUUCAACCAAAGCUGCAGCUCCUGGGGAGUCCAAUGGCAGCAUACUGGAGGACAGUACAACUGACAUAGCACAGAUGUUGGGUGUGAUCGACCCCUGGUACGAGAGGAAUGUCCUCAAUCUGCUCAGCCUGUCCUCUCAUGUCCUUUGCCAGGCUGCCUGUAAGGAAGGUGAUGAUGUUCCGGUGAGCGGUGGCAGCACGGAGAGUCUGUCUCUGCUGGCUGACUUAGUGCUUUAUUACUGUAGACAUGCGGACCAACCUGUUCUGGUGCAGCUCUACCAGGCUGAGCUGACCCUGGCUGGAGGAGAGAGGAGAAGGGAAGUGUUUAUUCACUCUCUGGAGCUCGGACACACUGCUGGAAUCAGAGCUGUUAAGGCCAUGGGUGCUGCCAGCAAAAGGUUCGGGAUUGAUAAAGAAAGGGAGGCUGUCCCCUUAACUCUGAGUGUUGCCUACAACAAGGUGGCUGUGAGUGGGAGGAGUCAGUGGAUCCAGACAGACAUGGUUUGCACAUCAAUAAAUCUGUACAAAUCCUGCAAGACACCUGAACAGCUAGAUUCCAGAAUAGAAAGUCUACAGCUGACAAUGACAGAAGUCCUGAAGAGGCAGUGCUCCAAGGCAAAAAGGGGCUACAACCAGCACAUCUCUGUAUCAGAGGUGAAGGUGGACAAGGUGCAGGUGAACGGUGGAGAAGAUGGAACAACUUUUGCCGUGUGUCUGGAUCAGGAUGAGAAGAAGUUCAUUCAAAGUGUCACCAGGUGUGAGGUGUCUCUGUGCUGUAAACCAGGAAGCAGUUCAGACUGGAGGACCUAUAAGCCCUCACCUGGUCAAGUCCAGCCUCUACACCCAUCCUACUGCUCUUUGCUCUGUCUUCCUAUUACUUCUUUCUCUGCCUUAUAUACUUGACAGACUUUUUGCUACAGUGUAGAAAUCCAUAGAGGCGAUUUGUAAUUUACACAGGAAUGCUUAAAUCAAAGCCAUGUGGCAUGCAGAGUGUAAAUUAAAUUAAAACAAAGACAGAAAAGUUGCACAGCACUAUGGGAGACUGUGUAUUUCAGGUUUGUCUGGUGGCUAAUGUCAAAGUGUGUCAUUCUGUUAUUAGGAGGAGGAGUUUACAUGAUUGCUUUGUGGCUUUCUACUGUUGUUACACCUCUUUGAUUACUGCAGUCGCUGGAAGAGCUUGUUUUAGCAACACUGAAAAAAAGUGAAUGUCAAUGCUUUAUCUGUGAGCACUUGAAUACAUUUUGGAAAAACAGAGUUUUACAAGUGAGCUUUAGCUGAAAUGGUCAUGCAGUAAGAAUGUGUAUUAACUGAUGUCAAUGUUCUGGUUCGGAGGAUUUCAUAGAGUCUCAAAGGGAUGUUGCUUAUCAGUUAUGUCAAUAUUCUGCUGUCAGGAGCGUAAAACUGAUGACUUGAUUACUAUUGUGUACGUGCCAUUGAUCCAUGACUGAGAUAAAAAAAAAUUUUUGAAAAUACAUAGUAAAAUAAGCUAUUUAUUUUAAAGUGACAGUGCUGAAAAAAUGUUUCUUAUUACAUUUUAUAUGUCACACACUUGGCAAUAAAAU